AUGUAUAUUAGGAAUAGAAGGUGGGGUCAUUCUUCAAUUGGGCGAAGAGUGAACACAUUGCCAUUAAGGCGAGAUGCAUUAGAUAACAUCAUUGGGAUGGGUGGAGAUAGAAAUUGCAUAUGGGAGUUAAGAAUGAGUUUGAAUGCAUUUGCUAAUUUGUGUGAAUUGCUACAAGUUCAAGGUGGGUUAGAUGAAGAUGGUCAUGUUGGCAUAGGCGAGCAAGUAGCAACUUUCUUGAUCAUAUUAGCUCAUCAUACCAAAAAUCGCAGCGUACAAGUUAGAUUUUAUAGGUAUGGUGAAAUUGUUAGUAGGUAUUUUCAUAAGGUGUUAGGUUCGGUUUUGCGUGUCCAAAGUGUGUUAUUUGCAAAGGGUUGUCUAGGAGUAUUAGAUGGCACUUAUGUAGAUGUCACAGUCCCCAAGAGUGAUAAAUCUAGGUAUCAGACAAGGAAAUCUAGAAUAUCCACCAAUGUCUUAGGAGUUUGCAAUCGGAACAUGAAUUUCAUCUAUGUCCUUAGCGGUUGGGAAGGAUCGGCAUCUGAUUCAAGGGUACUUAGAGAUGCAAUUACUCGACGUAAUGGCUUGAAAAUACUUGUUGGGACUUAUUAUUUAGUGGACACUAGCUAUACCAAUGGUAGAGGAUUUUUAUCUCCUUAUAGAAAUGUCCGGUAUCAUGUGAAUGAGUGGGCUCAAGGUCACCGUGCACCACAAAAUCGCAUUCGUCGGUUAGGAAUGUGA
Molecule: messenger RNA, 735 nt
Organism: Arachis ipaensis
Lineage: Eukaryota; Viridiplantae; Streptophyta; Magnoliopsida; Fabales; Fabaceae
Source: RefSeq, a predicted model, not a curated record